Molecule: messenger RNA, 1940 nt
Organism: Theileria parva strain Muguga
Lineage: Eukaryota; Apicomplexa; Aconoidasida; Piroplasmida; Theileriidae
Gene: VAC14
Product: Vacuolar protein 14 C-terminal Fig4p binding family protein
Exons: 15
Coding region: 1-1914 (637 amino acids)
Biological process (GO): positive regulation of kinase activity; phosphatidylinositol biosynthetic process
Cellular component (GO): endosome membrane; PAS complex
Source: RefSeq, a predicted model, not a curated record
AUGCCAGAUUCACAUGAAUUUAUACCAGAAACUGUCCUUAGUAAAAUCGGCGAGGUCAGUUUAGAGGCCCGUAAAAAAGGCCUCGUGGCAAUUGACUCCUCAGUAAGGAAGUUCAUACAGUCCUUAAAUAGUAACACAAUCAGCAAUGAAGAGAAGGAUUCCACACUUAAUAACACUGUAAAAUCAUUUCUUGAGUUUGUUAAAUUCAAAUUCCUGGAUCAGCCGGAUCCAAACCUACGUAUUGGAGGCUUAAUGGCCAUAGCCUGUACAGCUCUCUCACUUGACAAAUAUUUACUGGACUUUUCCGAGAAGUUCAUCAAGCUGGUGAUUCUAUCCUUCUACGACCAGGAUAAUAAAGUGAGAUAUUAUUCCUGCGAGGCCUUGUAUAACAUUGUGAAGAAGUGUAAAAUGGAAUCAAUGCCGUGUAUUGCUGAAAUUUUUGACGGAAUCUGCAAGUUGACAUGUGAUAUUGAUGAGGAUGUGAAAUAUGCAUCACAAAUAUUGAAUAGACUCUUGUGUGACACAAUCCUGGAGUUUGAAGAGGUUCCGCUGGACCUCAUUACAGACAUCUUGGCUAAUCGAAUACUUGUUAUAAACCCACAAAUCAGACAACUUAUAAUUUCAUGGAUUGUAAUGUUAAAUUCUGUACCAAAAAUUGAUAUGCUCGAGUAUUUGCCGAAGGUUUUUCUAGGGAUUUCAAACAUGUUAACAGAUAAUAACAAAGAUGUGAGGAGCUCUGCGGAAAUGUGUUUGAACGACUUCUUGAUAAAGUUCAAGAAGAAGUAUUCAAAGAGUAACAUGAUAACUGAGGAUUUUUUCAAGAUAUUACUGUUAAAUUGUAAGAGGAGUGAACAUGUGAUAAAGUUGUUGAACAUAGUGUGGAUUAGACAAAUAUGCGCAAUUCAGCCUCAAAUCAUACAUUUUAAAGGCUUCUUCCUACUCCUGGAAUUCAUUAUCUCUCAACUCUCAGACCCCAGCGAAGAACUUAACAAAAUCGCAACGGAGGCCAACAAUUUACUGUAUCAUAUUGUCAGUGAGGUUAAAUCAAUCUCAUACAUCGAACACAUCCUUAAAGUGCUAGUUGAUAAAUUAGUCGACUCACAAAAUGAACAUGUUAUACUGUCAAUUCUGGAUUGGUUCAGUAUUAUUUUACAGAUUUGUCCUGAGAAGAUGGAUCCGAUGUCUGAAAACCUAUCAAAAGCAGUGAUUCAGUGUUUUAAACACCCUCACUCACAGAUGAUUAUGGAGUCGACGUUGAGGACAAUCUUCCUGCUAAUCUCACUAGGUGACCGUCACUUACAACUGUUAGCUGGUGAUUUGUUGAACCUGUUUAAGACUGAAAAGAAACUUCUGGAGGAUAGCGGAAGAGUAAUAGUGUUAAACUUAUGUAAACAGUUGGGAUUUGAACGCUUUUACACCAUUAUUACCAAUUCAAUGAAACUAUCAAAUGAUGAGGGGUUUUUGUAUGAUAUGGUACACUCAUUGAAUUGGACACUAUUAACCUCAACAGAAGCACAGGAGUUCAGAACUGAAUUGUUGACAGUAGAAAAAAGUAAUCUUUCAGACCAACUUUUGGAAAUUUGGAGUUAUAAUUUAUCAUCGGCGUUGUCAUUUUCUUUAUUUAUAGAAAAAUAUGAUCUGGCACACGAUUUAUUACAUAAAAUAAGUGGAAUGAACUUGAAUUUGGACUUUUUGGUAAAGCUGGACCAUAUGGUCCAGUUGAUGGAUACUCACAUAUUUUUAAGGCUAAGACUACAUUUGUUAAAGCCAGACAUAUAUCCAAGCCUGUUAAACACACUCCUAGGGAUUUCGAUGAUCUUACCGCAAAAUGACACUAAUCGUAAAUUAAUGAGAAGACUCAAAAUAUCGCAACUAACUCUACUUUCCAAACAAUUACAAACCCAGAAUGCUUGAAUUAAUGUACCAUACUACAUAUACUA